AGCUAAACACUUUAUCUGUAGUGUGUACAAGCGAAACAGUAUGUGCGCUGGCAGGACUGCAGAAGGUGCUGGCUGUGUGACGUGGUGGGGUUUCAGCCCUUCACUAGACCUCCUCAGUGCAGGCGCAAUAAAGCAGAGCGGGGAGGUCAAUGUUUUACUGGUGGGAAGUGGUGAUCCCAGGCACAUCCUGAAGACUACUGCUAUGUUGAAAGACACUGAUACCCUGCAUGUGUGGGUGGUAGAGAACAGUAUGGAGGUGGUGGCUCGACAGCUUUUGCUCCUCUCUCUUGCUCUCUCUCCCCAGCACAGCAUGGGAAUACGCGAGAAGACAGAGGUAUUCUUGGAAGUGUUUGGCAACAGUGAGAUCCGCAGUCAGACGGAGCAGACACUGAGACAAACAGCCUCAAAGCUGUCUCUCGCUGUUACGGAAACGCUGUCGACGCCUGCCAACCCCUGCCUGGAUACCACACAGCUCAGGUUUAAGGAUCGUGAUGAACUGCACAGAAUAUUUAAGCAGUGGAUACACCCACCAUCCUCUCUAUGCCUGUCGAAAAUUUGGGAUGCUCGUGUCCGACAGCACCUUGGCACCCGAUAUGACUCUAGAGUGGGGUGCUUUGACUGGGAUCUCACCAUGAAACUGCAUCAGAGGGGGUGUGGUGUUAUUAAUAAACAGCAGUAUGUCAGAUGGAGAGAAAGGGGAGUGGCUUUUGAGAUGAGGGAAGGACUUUACCGAACCACCAAUCACAGCCUGCUCUCCACACGUGUAUUAAACCAUAGGGGUGACAGAGUGGCAGUUAGAGGGUAUUGGGGAGACAUUGUGUCUAGCCCUUAUCUCUCCUUUGGGAUUGAAACAGACAACAAGACUCUGCUCCAGACACAGAAUGGGCAACACGCAAAGACAGCCCAAGACAUCUCCUAUCACAAUGUCCAGGAGCUGUUCCAGUCUCUUACCUGCAGGGGUCACACUCCCUCUACAUCUCAGCAAAAUGUCCGAGGAGAACAGGAGCAAGACCCUUCACCCAAUCAGGCAGCCGGAACCCCAUCUCCUCAGCCUGGCGCCAAUCAGAAUUUGCCUGAGAAUGAGCUCUUGUCUCUGGAUGGAGUGAAGGUGACUUUCCUGCCGGUGGACUCACUGUCUAAACUCCCAAAUAAACAGAGAUUUUCCCAGUUCUUCAACAGCAUAUACUUUUCAGCCAGCAUGGUUCACCAGUUGGGUCCUUCGCUGAGACAGAUAGCUGCCCCUGACGCUGUUCUUGUGGUGGAGCUGGCCAAGUACUUGUUGGACCUUUCCAAGGAGCAGGUGAAUGCAUUUGCAGAGAAAGUGGAUGACAUUGUUCAAGGGGCAGGAUUUGAGCCUUUCAAUGGGAAGAAGACUGAUGUAUACUCCAUAUAUAAAUUGCGCAAGGAAUGACACCCCAGACCUCCAUCCUUAACCCAGUUCUCAUUCCACACAGUAUAAUACUGUACCUCGCGACUCUAAAUGCUAAUCCAGCGUCUGUCCUUUAAGCCCAUACCAGUUCAAAAUGCUUUGACAAAACCCCUAUGUGCAUGUAUAUGUCAGUGUUCUGUCAUCUGAUAUAUCCACUAUGGGAACACUGUCUGUGUAAAAUACAGAAUAUUGCCAGCUGAGUUUCCAGUGUGCGCGCCUCAUCGGGUAAAAUUCUAGGUCAACCCUCAGAGCACACA
Messenger RNA from Megalops cyprinoides (Indo-Pacific tarpon), 1686 nucleotides. RefSeq names its product dynein assembly factor 3, axonemal-like. The record is from RefSeq and is a predicted model, not a curated record. The transcript is spliced from 12 exons. Bases 41 to 1411 code for a protein of 456 amino acids. Gene Ontology annotation, biological process: axonemal dynein complex assembly; motile cilium assembly. NCBI's taxonomy places the organism in Eukaryota, Metazoa, Chordata, Actinopteri, Elopiformes, Megalopidae.